This is a messenger RNA of Juglans regia (Persian walnut), 647 nucleotides long. RefSeq lists its product as uncharacterized. NCBI's taxonomy places the organism in Eukaryota, Viridiplantae, Streptophyta, Magnoliopsida, Fagales, Juglandaceae. The transcript has a single exon. Bases 17 to 424 code for a protein of 135 amino acids. The record is from RefSeq and is a predicted model, not a curated record.
CUUUCUAUAAAUCCAUAUGCCCACCUCUCCUAAAACCCUCGGCCGGCUGCAACGAAAUUUGGAAGGUGCUAGGUUGAGGGAAAUGGCCAGUACCGGAGCAGCGGCCGAGGGAAUAUUCAGAUGUCUGUACGAGGGUUGCAUUUCAGGCUGCGAUACCUGGAUUGAGCGCCGGCCUUACCAUCGGAAUUGCACCUGUGCACUCCACAAGCCACGUAAUGGCAGCUCCCAUCUUUUAUCAAAUAACAUGUGCAAAAGGAACGUGUCUUACCCCAUCAGGAGGUCCUGGAGUGAGGGCUCCUUGGCCUUGCACGCUGCAGCUUCUUCUAACCAUUCAUCGCCUUCUUCUUCACCAUUACUUGUGGUUGGGGCUGCUGCAGCGAGGGGGCCACAGUCGUCGAGUUUGUUUGAUCAAGAUCAGGACUGACUAGGAUGAUGAUCGGUAUGGUUUGUUCAGUAUUUAAAUCGGCCUUCUUCUUUUUUAUCAGUACGAAUUCAUCCAUUUCUUUGAAUAAUUGUUGGGUUAAGAUCGGUGAAUUAUAUAUACAUGAAGACUGAUCGAUAAAGUUGUGCGGUGUUGGCCUAAUUAAUUAAGUGGUUGUAAACAUGUGUAAACGUUUUUGAUCGAUGGCAAUACUGCUAUAAAUGUA